AUGAGCUCAGGUGAUGAACAGCAGCCCCUCAUUUCACGAAAGAUCGGGCACUUUCUAAAAUGCAUUAGCACAGGAGGAGAGGCGGCUGCAAAUGGAAGGCAAAGCCCCUCUGGCAAUCCAUUUGCUGUGGCUCAAGAACUAGCCGAAGAACGGCGACGUAAACGUGGUAUUGAUUCUUCUGCAGUUACUCCUAAGAGAGCGUCAUGUACACCUGAUGGCUCUGUCCUUAAAAAUGACAUCAAGCAGAAAUUAGCCAAAGAACGAAGAGAAGAGCGGAAACGUCAGCAAGAAGCCAACAAGGAAAAACAACUGCUUGAGAAAGAACAAAAGGCUAAGCUGCAAUACGAAAAACAGUUGGAAGAAAAACACCGAAAACUCAAGGAACAAAAGGAAAAGGACGAGCGACGCCGAGUAUCUGCAGAAGAAAAAAGAAAACAGAAACUGGCGGAAGACAAAGAAAAAUUUAAGGCUGUUGUGUCUCGUACAAUGGAACGCUGCAACCGCGUUGAUCAACGCCAGAAGAGGUGGUCGUGGGAGGUCGGUGCGAUCAACACUGACAAAUCUGGAAAAACAGAAAGUAAACGAAGUUCCUCUCUGAAUAGAAAAGAUAACCAAUUACAUCCCAGUGCUGAGGUGGAACACGUAGACAACACGCCUGGCAUGACCAAAUAUGUUUUCCGCUAUGUGACUGUACCAAUGUUUACUAGUGAUGAGCUAAAAUCUUCUGCAAUGUUCGGUAAGUCAUCAGUAAAAGUGCCAGUUCCAAGAAAAUCAGAAGUAACACCAACAAAGAAAAUAGGAACACCCCUCCAGGAAUAUGUGGAAAGAGCAAUAGACAUUCCUGCAGAAACACCACCCCAGAUGAGCAUGGAAACAUUCUCUCAGGAAACACCUUCUCAGGCAAAUGUGGAUGAGCCAUCUCAUGUAGAAACAGCUAACCUGGAAAUGGCAUUCCAGAACGUGGAGGACAUCUCUGAAGAUAACGUGGUCACUUACCCCAAGAUGAAUAUCGAAGUCUUCAACUCAACAAAGCACCCUGAGUCAAAUGCUGAAGAAUUCCCCACAGUGAGUAUGGAUGCCUCUUCAAGUGUUGGACCAUCCCCCGUUGUAAGCAAGGAUUCAUCACCUGCUCUGAGCACAGGAUCAUCCUCCUUUGCGAGUGUGGAAAUAUCUCCUGUUGUUAGCAUGGAUGCCUCACCUGAAGAGAGUAUAGAUACCUCACCAGAAUUAAGUAUGGACUCAGCAAGUGCUGUGGCCUCAGAAGCAAAUAUAGAAACAUAUCUUCAGAUCAGUGGGGAAUUAAACCUUGAGGCAAGUGUGGAAGCACAACCUGACAAAAAUGUUGAAGCAUCACCUGAAAACCCAGAAGUGGACAGAAGAAACGUAAAUCUUACCACCAAGAAACAACUACCAUCCCAGAUACCAUGUUACAAAUGGCCAUCAUCUCCUGCACUUGGGUGGCGCCCACCUUCUCCCAUGAAGGCUGUGCAGAAUCAAAAGAUCCGAACUCCAUCCCCUCUACCAGUCUCACCAAGACUAUCAACGAAGACUUCUCUAUCAUAUAAAGUAACCCCAGUUCAGAAUAUCCUAUAUGUGCCAAAUGCAUUAGGUGUGAUAGCAAAGAAAAAAGAAACCAUCCCAAAGCGUAUGAUCAACACAGAAUCUGGUAAUAAAAGUGUGCCAAGCAGUGAAGCAGCCAUGAAAGUUUCAUUAGAGAUACACCAUACUGCUUAUGAACAAAAAGGCAAACAAGAGAAAGAAAGAAUCCAGAAAGAGAUAAAACAAAGUGUUGCUAGAAAAUCUGAAUGUAUGGCAGAGAGAAUGGUUGAAGUCCCAGCAGAAGUGUUCUCACCACACAAAGAUGAGCAGCAAGAAGAUCUGACAAAGAGACGUUUUGAGCCACCAGAAGAUCAGAAAGAACAACUACAGAAAGGGAACAAUGACAUGAUGAAAUCUCAGGACAGUGCUGAAAAGAGAAAGAAGGAACAGGAAAGAAUUAUGCUACAAAAUUUGCAAGAAAGAUUAGAAAGGAAAAAGGGUUCAGAAAUGGUUGAUAAAUCUGAAGAGGAUGAAGCUGAUGAUGAAGGUGAAACAGAAAGUGAUGAGGGCUCCCUUGAGACACUUUCAUCAGGAAUGAAAACGCCAUUUAGCAAACUCAAAAAGUUUUACAAAAAUUCCAAGAGAAGGCCUCAAAAGCUAGUGUUUCUGCAAGCAGAAUCUGGUGAGGUUGAUACACAGAAGAAAAUAUUUUUUAACGGGAACAUGAAAGCUGCCAAACAAAAUGAGCCAAAAGAAUCUACAACUCAAGUGAAGGCCUCCAAGAUACCUACCAAGAAACCACCUACCCGGACAGUGAGAAGCAGAAAAACAAAGGAAGCCAACUCUACCAUCCAAUCUUCUCUAAGUGUCGCCACCAAUCAGGAGUGGAUUUGUGACAAAAUUAUAGACCUUAGUCACACCACUGAAUCACCUGUUAUAAAGACCGCUGCUGGUAGCAACAAACAAAAUUUAAAGGAUUAUGUGACAACUUGCCAAGGUCCUCAGGCACCUUUGGACCACAAAAACCGAGGCAAACCUGUUUCUGCUCCUUUGACGAAGGUUUUGUCUCACCUUCACAUAGCUGGAAAAGCAACCGAUCUUGCAAAUCCCUUUGCCUCUGGCUGUCCCAGGAUGGCGUUUGGAGGACAGGAAGAAGAUAGUGGUGAGUCCGUAGGAAUGAUCUAG
Cricetulus griseus (Chinese hamster) is the source of this 2724-nucleotide messenger RNA. The record is from RefSeq and is a predicted model, not a curated record. NCBI's taxonomy places the organism in Eukaryota, Metazoa, Chordata, Mammalia, Rodentia, Cricetidae.